CUUCCGUAUUAUUGCAGUGGACUUCCGAGUUUCUAAAAUUGUAAUUUUGACGACGCAGGUGCAUCAAACGAGUUGGCCGCGGUGUGACGUCAUCACAGCGCGACUGGAAGAGUCAACUUUCCAAAGUUACACGCUCGAAUUUGAUUGUAAAUCACUUAAAAACGGAGGCUAGAACAAACUUUGUGCGCUUGAGCAAAGGAGGGAGGGACACCUCAGUCAGAGGCUGGCCGACGAGGCUUCGAAUAUCCGAGGGGGGGGAGGACGUGACUUCCGGGAAUGUGGUCGUCCGGAGAGCAGCUCAAAGUACCGUGAAGAAGGCGAAGAAGGGCGGCCAGCAUGUCUCUGCUCCUGGACAACCGAUUCUUCGAGCUGCCCGCUGACAACUCCGUCAACACCAAACUCUUUUUGGAGGCCGUCUCGCACCUGCCGUCCUUUUUCGACUGUUUGGGCUCCAACGUGUUCGCGCUCAUCAAGUCGGACGUCAACGGCAACAUUUCGAAAAUCAAAGAAGUGUACGCGAAGGAUCCCCAGAGGUACGUCACCCUGCAGCACAUCCUGGAGGCCGAACGGGAAGACCUGGCGGCCGAGUGGCCCAAAGCCGGCGCUACGCUAGCUCUCAUGUGGCUUAAAAGGGGUCUCCGUUUUAUCCAAAUCCUGCUGCAGAGUUUGGCGGACGGCGAGCGAGACCCGAACCAGCCCAACCACAUCCGCGUCAACGUGACCAAGGCCUACGAGCGGGCGCUCAAGAGAUACCACGGCUGGUUGGUGCAGAAGAUUUUCAAAACGAUGCUGUACGCGGCUCCCUACCGGUCCAACUUCCUCAAGGCGCUCUCCAAAGGGGAGGACGUGAAAGAGGAAGUGUGCCUGGAGAACGUGCGUCACUUCCUGGUCAACUACGCCGCCACCGUCGACGCCAUCUACGAGAUGUACGCGCGGCUCAACGCCGAGCUGGACUACACCGUUUGACGCGAUUUGUGUACCUUCCACGUUUUAUUUAUUUAUUUCGUUUUUUUUUUUUUUUUUUUUUUUUUUUUUUUGCCCAAUACAUAAUCCUUCCACUUGAAUGUUACAUUUGAGUGUGUUUUUAAUGCAUUACUCUUGUGCUACGUUUUAACAUGAUGUCAUAAACACAACUGGUGCCUUAACAAGACUGGACCAACGGACAGCGUUGGAAAUUAAUUUUCUGAGCCGCUUAUGCUCACAAGUGUCGCGGGAGGCGGCGUGGACCCUGGAGUUGUUGCCAGCCAAUCGCAGUGGACAUACAAACAAACAUUCACAGCGACGGGCAAUUGAAUGUCUUUGAAUGAAGCUACCAUGCAAGUUUUUGGGGUUGCGGGACGAAACCCAGACGAGCGAACGCCGCACAGGUGGGGGCGGGAUUUGAACCCCAGUCCUCAGAAGUGUGAGGCAGACGCUCUAAGCCAGGGGGUUUUCAAAGUCUAUUUUCUCGCGGGCCACAUUCUGGUUCUGGCGUCCCUCAGCGGGCCGUUGUGGGUAUGAAACAAUUAAAAAAAAAUGUAAUCGAAUGAUCACUUUUACGUCAUCAAUUUAUGAACUAGUUUUGUAAUCGGAAAUCAAGGGCAAUGGGUUUUUUUCACUGGUAACACAAAACUGAUCGUAAUAUCUCAACUUCGUCAUUUAUGAUGGUGACGUUUUGAAAGUUUUGGUACAGAUUUGUGCAAGAACCAUGAAAAUUGACACUCUAGAUUUGGGUCCGCGGCCCACAUAAAAUCAUGUGGCGGGCCGAAUCUUG
Molecule: messenger RNA, 1753 nt
Organism: Syngnathoides biaculeatus (alligator pipefish)
Lineage: Eukaryota; Metazoa; Chordata; Actinopteri; Syngnathiformes; Syngnathidae
Product: glycolipid transfer protein-like
Exons: 5
Coding region: 337-966 (209 amino acids)
Biological process (GO): ceramide transport; intermembrane lipid transfer
Cellular component (GO): cytosol; membrane; cytoplasm
Molecular function (GO): ceramide 1-phosphate binding; ceramide 1-phosphate transfer activity
Source: RefSeq, a predicted model, not a curated record